AUGGUGGCGCCUGCCAAGUGGGCCAUCGUAACCGGAGCCAAUCGCGGCCUGGGAUACGAUGUUGCCAAGCAGCUGGCGGCUUCUGGUCGCUCUGUGAUCAUCACCUCACGAGACAAGGCUGCGGGCGCCGCUGCCGCCCAGGCUCUGUCCGAGGCCGCGGCUCCGGGUGCCAGGGUGGUGGUCCUCCAGCUGGAGGCCAGCAGCCCUGACAGCAUCAGGGCGCUGGCGGCCGAGGUCCAGGCCGAGUACGAGGGCCAGGUCGACCUGCUGAUCAACAACGCAGGCGUGGUUGUUGCAGACAUUUCAGCGGCAGACCACGAGGCCACCCUCAAGACCAAUCUUGAUGGCGCCAUCGACAUCACACUGGCGCUGCUGCCGCACCUGGCUCAGGGCGCGAGGGUCGUCCAGGUCGCAUCACAGAUGGGCAUGCUGGGCAUGGUGGGCCCAGGGUACCGCGAAUCCAUCAAGGCUGCCGCCACCCUGGAUGACGUCAGGGCGGCCGCCCACAGGUUUGACGCGGAGGACCUGGCCCAGAGCCACCCCAUAGGGCCGUCGUACGCCGUGUCCAAGGCGGCGCUCAUCAGCCAUGCUCGCAGCAGCUAG
Messenger RNA from Monoraphidium neglectum, 603 nucleotides. RefSeq names its product Short-chain dehydrogenase/reductase 2. Gene Ontology annotation, molecular function: oxidoreductase activity. The record is from RefSeq and is a predicted model, not a curated record. The transcript has 6 exons. Lineage: Eukaryota; Viridiplantae; Chlorophyta; Chlorophyceae; Sphaeropleales; Selenastraceae. Bases 1 to 603 code for a protein of 200 amino acids.